Leopardus geoffroyi (Geoffroy's cat) is the source of this 1304-nucleotide messenger RNA. It is a transcript of the gene KLK11, whose product is annotated as kallikrein related peptidase 11. Lineage: Eukaryota; Metazoa; Chordata; Mammalia; Carnivora; Felidae. Bases 250 to 1002 code for a protein of 250 amino acids. The record is from RefSeq and is a predicted model, not a curated record. The transcript is spliced from 6 exons. Gene Ontology annotation, biological process: proteolysis. Gene Ontology annotation, molecular function: serine-type endopeptidase activity.
GGCAGAGCCGGGGUUUGAGGCCAGGCCUGGCUGCCUUCAGAACCCAUACCCGGUCGUCUUGCCCCACUUCUGGUUAGGGGAGAGAGGAGAGAGGAGGCAGGACGGAAGCAGGAGAUCUAACUGAUAAGGAGCCAGCCGGGAGAUAGAGGGAUCGGCAGACAGGAUAUUGAGGUGGCUCCGAGUCGGAAGUCAUUGGACCUAAGUCACACAGCGAAAGAACCUGGGGCCUGCCCUUCCCCUCUCCAGGCCAUGAUGAUUCUGCGAUUAAUCAUUCUUGCUCUGGUAACAGGGCAUGUAGGGGGAGAGACCAGGAUCAUCAAGGGGUAUGAGUGCUCUCCUCAUUCCCAGCCCUGGCAGGUGGCUCUGUUCCAGAAGACACGGCUGCUCUGUGGGGCAACGCUCAUCGCUCCCAAAUGGCUCCUGACAGCAGCUCACUGCCGCAAGCCCCGAUACUUAGUUCACCUGGGGGAGCACAACCUCCAGCGGCGGGAUGGCUGUGAGCAGACCCGAACGGCCACCGAGUCCUUCCCCCACCCAGACUUCAACAACAGCCUCCCCAACAAAGACCACCGCAAUGACAUCAUGCUGGUGAAGAUGUCGACAGCGGCCUUCAUCACCCGGGCCGUGCGACCACUCACGCUGUCGUCACGCUGCGUCGCUCCUGGCACCCGCUGCCUCAUUUCUGGCUGGGGCACGACGUCCAGCCCCCAGUUGCACCUGCCCCAUACCUUGCGAUGUGCCAACAUCACCAUCAUUAAGCACGAAGAGUGUGAGAACGCCUAUCCCGGCAAUAUCACAGACACCAUGGUGUGUGCCAGUGUUCGGGAAGAGGGCAAAGACUCCUGCCAGGGUGACUCUGGGGGCCCUCUGGUCUGUGACGGGUCUCUUCAAGGCAUUAUCUCCUGGGGCCAGGAUCCAUGCGCUGUCACCAGAAAGCCUGGUGUCUAUACCAAGGUCUGCAAAUAUGUAGACUGGAUCCAGAAGACUAUGGAGGAUAAUUAGCCAGGACCAACUUACCACAGCCCAACAUUCCUGAUCCCUAUUUGGUGAUGUGGCUCAUGCUGUUAAUAGUCAAGCCCAAGAGAGGACAUCUUUAUAUAUUUUCUUUUCAGCCACCUUAACUAUGAGACAUGCUGUGGUUUAGUAAUCAACUUGGGGUUCGGAAUUAGUGAGGCCUGGGUUCCAAUCCUGCCUUGUAGUAACUUGUGAUUCUGGGAGAGAGAAGUGUUGUUUGGUUCACUGUUGUAUCCCUAGCCCCAAAGGCACUCACCAAGGUUUCAAUAAAUACUUACUGAGUGAAUGAA